AUGGCCAAGAAGCGCAAGCUCGGGGCGAUCGACCACAAGAGCCACUUCGUGGACACCGUGAAGAAGAAGACUGGCGGCGGUGCGCCGCAGAACAACAAGAACGGCAAGAACAACAAGAAGAAGAAGAACUCGCAGAGCGCACACGCUAUCGAGAGCGACGCCAAGAAGAAGAAGGCGCAAAAGCAGUACCACCAAAACCAGCAGCCCGUGAUCCCCUUCUCCAAGGAAGACGCCAUCCUGCUGAUCGGCGAGGGCGACCUCAGCUUCGCAGCGAGUCUUGCGACACAUCAUGGCUGCCGUAACCUGACAGCGACGGUCCUCGAGAAGAACGAGAGGGAGCUGCUGGAAAAGUACCCCCACGCCUCGGAGAACAUUGCGCAGAUCAACGGGACCGCCACUACCACAAAACCCACCAAGUCAAAAGCAGCAAAGAGCGAGGGCGAUGGCGAUGUGGAGGACGAUGAAAACGAGUCACCAGAGGCAGAAGAGGAGGCGGAGGAGGACGAGGAGGAAAUCGACGAGGAUGAGGACGAAGACGAGAAGUACAACCCUCCCGUCCAGAACAACAACAAGAUCCUCUACAACAUCGACGCCCGCACCAUGAAACCCUUCACCCGCAAAUCCGCCCCGAACCACCGCGGCUAUCACAUGGCAGCCCCGACAAAGACCGGCAUCUUCAACCGCAUCCUCUUCAACUUCCCCCACGUCGGCGGCAAAUCCACCGACCGCAACCGCCAAGUCCGCUACAACCAAGAGCUCCUCGUCGCCUUCUUCAACUCGGCCCUCCCCAGCCUGGCGCCCAAAGGCUCCAUCGUCGUCACCUUGUUCGAAGGCGACCCGUACACCCUCUGGAACGUCAAGGACCUCGGCCGCCACGCGGGGCUACAGGCGCUGGAGAGCUUCAGGUUCUAUUCGCACGCGUACCCAGGGUACAAGCACGCCCGGACGGCGGGCGUGAUACGGGAGAAGAAGACGGGGGAGGCGAGCGGAGCGGCGUGGAAGGGCGAGGAGAGGGCGGCGCGGAGUUUUGUGUUUAUGCGCAAGGAUGAGGCGCCUGAAGAGGCGCCUGCUUCCAAGAAGAAGAGGAAGCGUGGCGGGGAGGAGAGUGAUAGUGAGGAGGAGGUUGAGGUUUCCGAGGUGGAGGACUUUGAUCCUAACGAAGCAGCGGGGUGGGUUGGGGAGUAA
Molecule: messenger RNA, 1185 nt
Organism: Colletotrichum godetiae
Lineage: Eukaryota; Fungi; Ascomycota; Sordariomycetes; Glomerellales; Glomerellaceae
Exons: 1
Coding region: 1-1185 (394 amino acids)
Biological process (GO): rRNA base methylation
Molecular function (GO): rRNA (uridine-N3-)-methyltransferase activity
Source: RefSeq, a predicted model, not a curated record